Messenger RNA from Linum tenue, 1662 nucleotides. NCBI's taxonomy places the organism in Eukaryota, Viridiplantae, Streptophyta, Magnoliopsida, Malpighiales, Linaceae. The record is from the annotation of a GenBank genome assembly.
AUGUUGCCAACUCUGCCGCUCCUCCUCUUCCUACUACUACUACUCCCAGUCCCACUUUCACCGGCCUCGCCGCCGGCGGUCCAAACUUGCCAAGAUUUCAUCCACUGCCUCAUCUCCGGCGGCGGCGGCUUUCCGAGCAAUCUCAUAUACGCCCCAUCCAACCCAAACUACUCCACAAUCCUCGAAUCCACAAUCCGUGACGCCAGAUUCAACUCCACAUCCACCCCCAAACCUUCAUUAAUCCUCACCCCAAUUUCCACCUCCCAAAUCCAAGCCGCCGUCCUCUGUUCCCGCCGCCACGACUUCCACAUCCGAAUCCGAAGCGGCGGCCACGACUACGAGGGCCUCUCCUACUCCUACUCUUCCCAUCAACAAACUCCCUUUCCCCCAUUCGCCGUCCUCGACCUCGCCUCUUUCCGAAACGUCACCGUAAAUCGGGCCGAGAAGACGGCGUGGGUCCAAUCCGGCGCCGUUUUGGGGGAGCUCUACUACCGAAUUGCGAAAAGGAGUCCCCACCUCGCGUUCCCUGCCGGGGUCACCAACACCGUCGGCGUCGGCGGCCACUUCAGCGGCGGCGGGUUCGGGUUCCUUGUCAGGAAAUUCGGCCUCGCUGCGGAUAACGUAAUCGACUGCAGAGGUAGAAUUCUUGAUCGAGCUUCCAUGGGUCAAGAUUUCUUCUGGGCCAUACGCGGUGGCGGGGGAAACACCUUCGGAAUCGCCGUCGCCUGGAAAAUUCGACUCGUCACCGUUCCAUCCACCGUCACAGUGUUCAGCGUCGUGAGAACGAUCGAACAGAAUGGUCUGGAUAUCGCCAACAAAUGGCAAUCCGUCUCCAGCAAGCUCCCCAAGGAAUUAUCCCUCGACCUCUUGCUGACAACCACAAACAGAACAAAAAACAGAGCAACAAUUAAAAUAGCAAUCUUCAGCGCUCUGUUUCUGGGGAAAACCGAUAAGCUCCUAAACCUGAUGCAGAGCAAAUUUCCCGAGCUGGGUCUCACCGGAGAAGACUGCAAGGAAAUGACCUGGCUCGAAUCGGUCGUGUUCCACGGCGGAUUCCCCAGCAACGCCACCGUAGAGGCGCUGCUCGACCGGAGCAAAAACUCGCCUCUGGUUUGGACCCUGAAGUACAAAUGCAAAUCGGACUUCGUUCGAGGCGACCCGAUUCCUGAAUCCGCUCUGUUGAAAAUGUGGGAGAAGCUGAUGGAGAUCGAGCCGGAGUUCGGGGGUAUUCUGAUGUUUCCAUGGGGAGGGGAAAUGGAGGAGAUUUCGGAAUUCAGGAUUCCGUUUCCACACAGGGGCGGGAACUUGUAUAUGAUCCAGCACAUGGCGUAUUGGAGCGAUGAAGGGGAGAGGCAUGUGGGUUGGUUGAGGGAGUUGUAUGAUUUGGCGGGGGAUUAUGUUUCGAGGGAGCCCAGGUCUGCUUAUGUGAAUUACAGAGAUCUGGAUAUUGGGAUGAAUGGAGAAGAAGAAGAAGGGUACGAGAGGGCUAGGGUUUGGGGGGAGAAGUAUUUCGGGAAGAAUUUUGAGAGGUUGGUGAGGGUGAAGACGGCUGUGGAUCCUGAGAAUUUGUUCAGGAAUGAACAGAGUGUUCCUCCAUUGCCGAGAGGGAUUCGGAGUCAGAGGAUUGCUGCUGGUUCUCAAUUUGAUCGAUGCACAUUGUGA